Molecule: messenger RNA, 1203 nt
Organism: Amphibalanus amphitrite
Lineage: Eukaryota; Metazoa; Arthropoda; Thecostraca; Balanomorpha; Balanidae
Product: PRA1 family protein 3-like
Exons: 4
Coding region: 32-577 (181 amino acids)
Cellular component (GO): membrane
Source: RefSeq, a predicted model, not a curated record
CGAGUCUUACUGAGAAUCGCAGUAGCGGACUAUGGCAGGCAUGGAGCUGGAGGUAGCGCCGUUACGGAGCUUCGAUGACUUCCUGGCACACUCGGCUCGCUUCCAAAUUCCCAACUACCGGGAACCGGAGAAAUGGACGAACCGUGUUCUGCAGAACCUGCUCUACUACCAGACCAACUACUUUGUCUCAGCGGUGAUCAUCUUCACCCUCGUGGGGGUGAUGCACCCGCAGCAGUUUCUGUGCGGGAUGGCGGCGCUGGCCGUGCUGUUUGCCGUCUUCUACUAUGUCACCAACCGGAAGGCGAUGGCGUCCCGCUUCCGGCGCGACCACCCGCUGCUCAGCCUGACCAUCAUCCUCACCGGCGGCUACUUCAUCAUGGCCAUGCUCGGAUCCGUGCUGGUCUUCCUGCUCGGCAUCUGCCUGCCGCUCUUCGCGGUGCUGCUACACGCCUCGCUGCGACUCCGCAGCAUCAGGAACAAGCUCACCAACCGCAUGGAGUCGGUCGGCAUGCGCCGCUCGCCGAUGGGACUCUUUCUUGACGAGCUGGGGAUGGAAAGCGACAAAGUUGUCAUGUGAGCAGGCUCAGCGUCACCUGAGAGAUGGCUUGAGGUCAUGUGUGGAGUUUUGCGUCGCUUCUUGCCAGUUGGUGCUAGAGCAAUUGAGACGCUUUAUUGCUGAAUGCGAACGCUGAAAUCUGAUUUGCUGCUAACUACUUGGGGGGUUGUAUGUGUGCCAUAAUUUACCGGUUUAGGGUUAUGCUAUCGGGCUUAUAUAGCCGAGUUGAAGGACAGAGGCAUGCAUUUUGGUCGUAUUUGUUUUAUUGCGUAUGAAGCUGAGUGUUUAUUCCUUCUACUGUUGAUUCCAAAGUCAUUCCAGAAAUGGCCAUGAUAUUUUCUAGUGUGCUGUGACAUAUCUUAUUUAUAUUCGCAUGUGCAUUGCGCGUAUCGGUGAUGCCAAAAGAAUGUUAUUUACGGUUGGCUGGCCAGUGCUCCUGUGAGCUCGCCAUUGGUUCGACGGCCAGUGUUUGCGUGUGUUCGGUAUGAUCAGACGUUGGGACUGGUGGGCAGCUGUUUACUAGUGAUGAGAUGUCCAGGCGCUUGCGCUGGUCAUCGGGAAUAGGAAUAUCCUGAUGUAGCCUGGUCUACCGGAGAGGAGCAUGUCUGUGUAGAAGGAAGCAAUACCAACUGAUUUGUAAAGGCAGC